AUCAACUCCAGGGGUUCACACUGUCGGACAUCUGGCAACUCUAACAGUAGUUGGCACAGUGAUACAUGGAAAUAAAACACAAGAGAAGUAUGAGGCAACACUGUGCUCUCAAAUAUGGAAUACUCAAGGAAUUCCUGGCUGAAUUCCUGGGAACGUUUGUCUUGGUUUUGUUUGGCUGCGGAUCAGUCGCCCAGACUGUCCUCAGUCGCAACACCCUGGGUGAGCCUCUCACCGUCCACAUCGGCUUCUCUGUGGGACUGACGAUGGCAGUGUAUGUGGCUGGUGGAGUGUCGGGGGGCCAUGUGAACCCUGCUGUGUCUCUGGCCAUGGUUAUUCUGGGCAAACUGAAGAUCUGGAAGUUUCCCUUCUAUGUCAUCGCUCAAUUUCUUGGUGCUUUUGCCGGAGCUGCUGCAGUCUUUGGAUUAUACUAUGAUGCUUUCAUGGACUUCACCAGCGGGAUUCUGUCGGUGACAGGCAUCAACGCAACAGGUCACAUCUUUGCGUCCUAUCCUGCGAGGCAUCUGUCAGUCCUUGGCGGCUUCAUAGAUCAGGUUGUGGGGUCUGGGAUGCUGAUCUUGUGUAUCCUGGCCAUCAUUGACGGGGGAAACAUUGGCGCUCCCAAAGGGGUGGAGCCUCUGGCCAUUGGCCUGAUCAUCAUGGCCAUCGGUGUGUCCAUGGGACUGAACUGUGGCUACCCGCUGAACCCUGCCCGGGACCUGGGGCCCCGGCUGUUCACUGCUGCGGCCGGAUGGGGCAUGGAGGUCUUCAGCACCGCAGGGUACUGGUGGUGGAUCCCCGUGGCAGGGCCCAUGGUGGGGGGUGUGGUUGCAGCCGUCGUCUACUACCUCCUCAUCGAGGUGCACCACCACCAUGAUGAGCCAGAGAAGCCCCAGGGGGAGGAAGAGGAGGAGGAGGAGGAUGAGGAGGAUGAGGACAGCAGUCUGAAGGACAAAUAUGAGAUGAUCACCAUGAGCUAAAAGAAAGACAGGACUGACUUGUACGUUGUCUAUCAGAUUCAACUGUUUUAUUGUUAAUCAGGUGAAGAGCGUCCAGCCCUGCUUACAGUUUUCUUUGCUCUCUUGGGUAAACUGUCCUAUAGCAGGAAUAGGCCGUAGUUAUUACUUCUCAGUGACCGAAUGCUGCACACACCAGUUUUUUCUGCUCACUGGUGAAACCAUUACAACUCACUGUACAGUAUUCUAUUUAUUAUUCUUAUUUAAUUCUUUGUUUCUUUUUUGUUGCCUUUCUUUUUUGUUCUUGAGUGAUAUAUGUAAGUGCUAGAAGCUACUAGUAAACCAGGAGUCGAAUUCCAUGUACACAUAAGCACACUUGGCCAAUAAAGCUGAUUCUGAUUGUGAUUUUGAUUGUGAUUCUGACUUUUGAGGGUCAAAUUACCAGGUAAAACAAUUUAGAAAACUUGUUUGCAUAGAUCAAAACUGCAGCUUGUCAUACACAACAAGCAGUGCAUCUAUGCUGCAAGUUUAAAUACAGAAAACAAGCAAAAUGUUGAAUUAUGCAUGUUUAAUACUUCACCUACCUCUAAAUCUCAUACUGGACUAUCUCAUACAGGAAAACCUCAGUCCUGUGUGUUUCUCUUUGUUAUAACUGCAUAUACGGCAUGUGUUGUAAAUAUUGUGUUGUAAAUAUUAGAGAUAACUACCCUUCACUUGCAUACAGUGGGGAUUGGGGCAAUAAUUUCUCAUGCAUGAGUCAGUCUCCUUCAGGGAUGCUCCCGUUUUAUUCACUGAUGGUGUUCUGUGUUUAUGUUGCCUGUAUUCACUUGAAUGUUCUUGCUUAUUUCUGUUCAAAUUUGUAAUUAUUUUCUUUAUUGCAAGUCAUGAGGAAUUCUCCAUCAUGCUCAUUAUUAUUAUUAAUAUUUGUUACUUUACUCCGUGUUGUUAAGCCUACAUUAAAAUUGCUAGAGAAAUCCA
Myripristis murdjan (pinecone soldierfish) is the source of this 1931-nucleotide messenger RNA. It is a transcript of the gene aqp9a, whose product is annotated as aquaporin 9a. NCBI's taxonomy places the organism in Eukaryota, Metazoa, Chordata, Actinopteri, Holocentriformes, Holocentridae. The transcript is spliced from 6 exons. The record is from RefSeq and is a predicted model, not a curated record. Gene Ontology annotation, molecular function: glycerol channel activity; urea transmembrane transporter activity; water channel activity. Gene Ontology annotation, biological process: water transport; glycerol transmembrane transport. The coding region runs from base 66 to 977 and encodes 303 amino acids. Gene Ontology annotation, cellular component: basolateral plasma membrane; plasma membrane.